CACCGGGCGGUGAUACACGGCACAGCGGGAGCCGCCUCCCGCCCUCCUGCCCGCCCUCCUUCCUCCCCUUGUCCGCGGCCCUGGGAAAAAGAGCCGGUGAGCCACAGGAGCACAGGUGAAAUGCAGGUGAAGGGCAGGUGAGGUGCAGGUGAAGGCAGCUCAGCCGUGCGGGUGGAAGGGCUGGAGCCUGCACCUCUCAGCCCCCAUUUAAGGGCUGACUCCGCUGGGAAGGAGCUGUGCUGGAUCCUCCAUGUGGGUGGUUCGCUGUGAGCCGAGCUGUUCACUGACAGCUGGUGGCCGCUUUUCCUGUUGUGCCCGUCCGUCUCCGCGGGGCGCUGCGCCCCCUGGCGGCCGGUUCAGGAUCUGCGCUACGUAUUCCAGUUUUGGUGUCAGAUUUCCCCGCUACCAACGUUCCUCCCCGGGCUGUGCAGACACUGACAAUAACAAGAAUCGAACCCACGGAGCUGCCGUGGAUUGCAGGCUGCUUCGUGACAGAUAAUGUACAAUUGUUCCAGAUGGGAAAUGUAAAACCGGCCAGAAGAGUUUAUGGCACCAUGUAAAGUAAACUAAAAACCGAUCCGGUGUGCAGUUAGCAAGAUGGACUUCCUCAAGGAUGAAGUUCCUACGAUCGCGUUUCCAAAGCAGAUAACGAUACCAGCUGACGUUAUAUCAGCUCACGGUAUCUAUCAGCUCACGGUAUCUAUCAUCCCACCCACCCGUUCGCACGGCAGUGACCCCGACCCUCGCUGAGCUUCGGCGCAUGCGCAGUGCGUCAGACUGCGACUUCCGGCGUCCUUGGUCUCGUGACACGAAGGGGUUGGGGGGGUCGGUCACGUGAGGAGCUCGACCCAACAUGGCUGCCUACCUGCAAUGGCGCCGCUUCGUGUUCUUCGACAGGGAGCUGGUGAAGGAGCCGCCGGGGCUGGACGGGGGUGGAGGGAAGCCCUUCGCGUUACCUCCGGGCAUCACGGUCUGCGACUCGGGCCGGGGAAGCCUUGUGUUCGGAGAUAUGGAAGGUCGGAUCUGGUUUUUGCCUCGCUCACUUCAACUCAGUGGUUUCCAAGCUUACAAGCUAAGGGUAACGCACCUGUACCAGCUGAAGCAGCACAGUAUCUUGGUUUCUGUUGGUGAGGAUGAAGAGGGCAUUAACCCGUUGGUUAAAGUAUGGAAUUUGGAGAAACGUGAUGGUGGCAAUCCUCUUUGCACACGAAUUUUCCCAGCAAUCCCGGGUAACAAGCCCACAGUUGUGUCCUGUCUAACUGUCCAUGAGAAUCUGAAUUUCAUGGCUAUUGGUUUUGCAGAUGGGAGUGUUGUACUUACAAAAGGAGACAUCACUCGAGACCGACAUAGUAAGACCCAGAUCCUCCAUGAAGGCAGUUACCCAGUAACUGGUCUUGCUUUUCGACAGUCUGGCAAAACGACACAUCUGUUUGUGGUGACCACGGAGAACAUCCAGUCUUACCUGCUUUCUGUGAAAGACUAUUCUCAUCUGGAGCUGGACACUCAUGGCUGUGGAUUGCACUGUUCUUCUCUGAGCGACCCCUCUCAGGACCUCCAGUUCAUUGUAGCAGGAAAUGAGUGUGUGUACCUCUAUCAGCCAGAUGAACGAGGCCCCUGCUUUGCUUUUGAGGGACAGAAGCUGAUUGUUCACUGGUACCGGGGGUACCUCAUCAUUGUCUCCAAGGACCGAAAGACUUCUCCAAAGUCAGAGUUUGCUGGGAGUGAGGCGCAGAAUUCAGACAAACAAGUUCUGAAUAUCUACGACUUGUGCAACAAAUUCAUUGCAUACAGCUCAAUCUUUGAUGAUGUAGUAGAUGUCUUAGCAGAGUGGGGUUCUUUGUAUGUUCUGACCAGAGAUGGGAAGAUCCACGUACUGCAGGAGAAGGAUGCCCAAACCAAACUCGAGAUGCUCUUCAGGAAGAACUUAUUUGAAAUGGCCAUUAAUCUAGCCAAGAGUCACCACCUGGACAGUGACGGCCUGUCAGAAAUUUUCCGGCAGUAUGGUGAUCAUCUCUAUAACAAGGGGAACCAUGAUGGAGCCAUCCAGCAAUAUAUCCGAACUAUAGGGAAACUGGAACCAUCUUAUGUUAUUCGGAAAUUCCUAGAUGCACAGCGCAUCCACAAUCUCACUGCUUAUCUGCAGACACUCCAUUUGCAAUCUCUUGCCAAUGCAGAUCAUACUACGCUUCUGCUAAACUGCUAUACUAAACUCAAAGACAGCACCAAGUUGGAGGAGUUCAUUAAGGCUAGUGAGAGUGAGGUCCGUUUUGAUGUGGAAACAGCAAUCAAGGUGCUUCGUCAAGCAGGUUACUACUCCCAUGCUGUAUACUUGGCAGAAAAGCAUGCCCAUCAUGAAUGGUACCUCAAAAUCCAGCUAGAAGACAUUAAGAACUAUCAAGAGGCUUUGCACUACAUUGGAAAACUGCCUUUUGAUCAAGCUGAGAGUAAUAUGAAGCGGUAUGGUAAGAUCCUGAUGCACCAUGUCCCUAAAGAGACAACAGAACUGUUGAAGAACCUUUGCACUGAUUACCGGCCAUCAGGAGAUAGUGAAGGCUCUGGGAUUCUGGAAGGAAAAAAGGCAAAUUCUGAGGAGUUUAUUCCAAUCUUUGCAAACAACUCCCGAGAACUGAAGGCUUUUCUGGAGCACAUGACUGAGGUGCAGUCUGACUCUCCACAAGGUGUCUAUGACACUUUAUUGGAACUUCGCCUCCAGAACUGGGCACACGAACUAGAUAAGCAGAUCAAGGAGAAGCUGCAUGAUGAAGCACUCACUCUCCUGAAGAGCGGAAGGUUCAAAACAGUCUUUGAUAAGGCCUUGGUCUUAUGUCAGAUGCACAAUUUCAAGGAUGGUGUCCUCUACCUCUAUGAACAGGGCAAACUUUUCCAACAGAUCAUGCACUACCACAUGCAGAACGAGCAGUACAAGAAAGUGAUCGAGGUGUGUGAGUUGUACGGGGACCAGGAGGCUUGUCUUUGGGAACAGGCUCUUGGCUACUUUGCACGGAAGGAGGAAGACUGCAAGGAGUAUAUUGCUGCAGUGCUGAAACACAUAGAGAACAAGAAUCUUAUGCCUCCACUUCUUGUUGUACAGACACUGGCUCACAACUCCACAGCCACAUUAUCUGUGAUUAAGGAUUAUCUUGUCAACAAGCUGCAGAAGCAGAGCUGCCAGAUAGAGCAAGAUGGGCAGAGAAUUCAAAAAUACCGAGAAGAAACUACAAGGAUCCGUAAGGAGAUUGAAGAGCUGAAAGCAAGGUGCAGGACUGUGAUGUCUUGUCUUAUACUGAAAUAUUAUUUUCUAACUAAAGAAAAAUACAUUUUUUUUUUCCCUUCUGCUUUCUCUCCCUGUUUCAGUCCCAAGAUCUUUCAGAAGACCAAGUGCAGCAUUUGCACCAGUGCCCUGGAGCUGCCCUCAGUCCACUUCCUGUGUGGCCAUUCCUUCCACCAGCACUGCUUUGAAAGCUACUCUGAGAGUGAUUCAGAGUGUCCCACUUGUAUGCCUGAAAAUCGCAAAGUGAUGGACAUGAUCCGAGCCCAGGAGCAGAAGAGAGAUCUGCACGAUCAGUUCCAGCAUCAGCUGCAGUGCUCCAAUGACGGCUUCUCUGUGGUCGCUGACUACUUCGGUCGGGGCGUUUUUAACAAGCUCACCCUGAUCACGGAUCUGCCGUUGGGGAAGUCAGCUACGACCAUCGAGGCUGGUCUGCAGCGGGAGCUGCUGAUGCACGCUAAGCGCAAUACCUGAGCUGUGCUCGUUGCGCCGGGCGCCUUCUCGGGUUGUACCCCCCCCCCCUCGGUCUCCUUUUGCUGUCCACUAAUAAACGGAUCCGAGCCGGC
This is a messenger RNA of Coturnix japonica (Japanese quail), 3834 nucleotides long. The record is from RefSeq and is a predicted model, not a curated record. Lineage: Eukaryota; Metazoa; Chordata; Aves; Galliformes; Phasianidae.